This is a messenger RNA of Cylicostephanus goldi, 720 nucleotides long. NCBI's taxonomy places the organism in Eukaryota, Metazoa, Nematoda, Chromadorea, Rhabditida, Strongylidae. The record is from the annotation of a GenBank genome assembly.
AUGGCUUCUGCGAUGGAAACAGCUGCACAGAAAGUUUUGGAAGAAAAGACUGACAUUAUUUCGUCAUCGGAAGUUUCUGAAGAUCUUCGAAAACCGUCAGUGCCGGAAAUUCAAAAGGAUCAGAGUUCGCCAUCGUCAACGGAACUUUCCGAAAAGGACCUUCAAAAUCUUUACGAUAUCUUCCGAUACGUAGCUUCAGCUUUUACAAAGGAGGAAUUUUCAACUAGACUUAGGGACUCGUAUCCUGUUUGGGAAGUCAUUAGUUCUCACUUGAUUUUAGCAAAGCGACCAUCGAAAGCUCCACGAGACGAAUCUCCGGAUGACAUUGGUGAUUGGUGGAAAUACAUACCUGAUCCGAAACAACCAGCAAAAUCACCGCUAGAAGAGCCUGCUGUCCAUGUCGAUGUUUCGUCGAGAUACCUGCCCUACGAAAAGCGAUCAACAGAAUCUCCACGAAAGUUCAUUGACGACGACGAUGUGGAAUUCAUACCCAAGGGAAAGUCUUACCCUAGACGAAAGAUAAUACAAUAUCGGGUAUUCGCUCAUCCGACAAUCAUUGAGCUAUUCUUCUCUGAUCAGCUGCCGUUACUUGUUGACUUUACUGUCUUUUGUCGCCAAAGCAUGACGUUUCAUCCGUCAAAACUGGGUCUGACACAAACGAUCGCUGAUCUGGAUAUCAAAAGCGAUAAUUCUGUAUUUGCACAGUUGUUCGUGGAUUAG